Messenger RNA from Pristis pectinata (smalltooth sawfish), 2094 nucleotides. RefSeq lists its product as uncharacterized. Gene Ontology annotation, biological process: ammonium transmembrane transport; ammonium homeostasis. Lineage: Eukaryota; Metazoa; Chordata; Chondrichthyes; Rhinopristiformes; Pristidae. The record is from RefSeq and is a predicted model, not a curated record. The transcript has 8 exons. The coding region runs from base 1182 to 1955 and encodes 257 amino acids. Gene Ontology annotation, molecular function: ammonium channel activity. Gene Ontology annotation, cellular component: membrane.
AUUAGUUAAGUACUCAUCAGGAAUUGAGCCUGGACUUCACUAUGUCAUAGAGUCAUACAACAUGGAAACAGGCAUGGAUCAGCCCAACUGGUCCAUGCUGACCAAGAUUCCUAUCUAAGGUAGUCUCAUUUGCUCACGUUUGGCCCAUAUCCCUUUAAACCUUUCCUAUUCAAUAACUUUUAAAUAUUGUUAAUGUAUCUGCCUCAACCACUUCCUGUGGAAGCCCAUUCCACAUACUGACCACUCUUGGUGAAAAAGUUGCCCCUAAGGUUCCUAUUAAAUCUCACCUUAAACCUCAGCCCUCUAGUUUUUGAUACUCCAACCUAGGAAAAAGAUUGUGCACAUUGAACCUAUCUAUGCCCCUCAUGAUACACCUCUAUAAGAUCACCCCUUAUUCUCCUAUGCUUCACUGCAAAAUGUCUCAAUCUCUCUUCAUAACUCAGUUCCUUGAACCCCGGCAACAUCCUCAUAAGUCUUCUCUGCACUCUUUCCAACUUAAUGGCAUCUUUCGUAUAGCAGAUUGACCAAAACUGAACACAAUAUUCCAAAUGUGGCCUCGCCAACGCCUUGUACAACUGCAACGUAACAUCCCAACUUCUAUACUCAUUGCCCUGACUAAUGAAGGCCAGCGUGCCAAAAACCACCUCCACCACUUUCAGGGAAUCAUGUACUUGUACUCCUAGAUUGCUUUGUUCUCCAACACUCCCCAGGGCCCUACAGUACAGUGUGAAUGCCCUACCUUGAUUUGUCUUCCUAAAAUGCAACACCUCGCAUUUAUCCAAAUUAAUCUCCAUUUUCCACUCCUUGGCCCACUUACCCAGCUGAUCAAGAUCCCUCUGUAAAUCCUGAUAACCACUGUCAAUGACACCACCUGUUUUAGUGUCAUCUGCAAACUUACUGACCAUGCCUUGUACAUUCUCAUCCAAAUCAUUGACAUAGAUAACAAAUAUCAGUAGGCCUAGCACUGACACGUGGGGAACACCACUAAUCACCGGCCUCCAGUCUGAAAAACAGCCUUCCACCAUCACCCUCUGCUUCUUGCCAUCAAGCCAAUUGUGUAUCGAAUUAGCUAGCUCUCCCUUGAUCCCAUGUGAUCUAACUUUCCAUAGCAGCCUGCCGUGCAGAGCCUUAUAAAACUUAAUCAAGUUACUCAUUGCCUUACUCUAGGGCAUCUUCAAGCCAUGUCAGAUCUAGCCUUUGUUAAACUCUACAGUCUUUCAAAACUAUUGAAUGACAGUAUUGAUAUUGUUAGGGUAAAAUUAAAUUUCUUUUACAACUUUUUUUCAGUUAUGAAAGUUGGGAUGAUUUGCUACCAAACUGGGAGAUUACCAGGACAAAGCACUCUUGCUAUUAUAUUUAAAAAUGUGGUAGAUACAUUUGUGUGUUUACUUGCCUACUGGAUACAUGGCUAUGCCUUUGCUUUUGGCGACCGAGAAAGAAUUAUUGGAAAUAAGAACUUCUUUACUUCUGGCAAUGUAAACUUCUCACACUUCUUUUAUAAUUAUGCAAGAUGUGCUAUUGUAACUACGAUUGUAUCUGGAACCAUUACCCAAAGGACAGAGCCAAUUGGUUACAUUAUGUCAAGCUACAUGUUAGCAGGGUUUGUGUAUCCAAUUGUUUCGCGUUUCUUUUGGAAUCAAUCUGGUCUUUUUUAUAUGUAUCUUCCAGUUCAGGACUAUGCUGGAAAUGGAGUAGUGUUCUUAGUUGGUGGCACAGCAGCACUGAUUGCAUCAUUUGUCACAAAUGUACAUGUCGAGUACUGGAGAACACUGAACAUCAAUCAAGGAUACAGUUUACCUACAGUUGAAUAUAAUUGUCUUGCACUCUCUGCUGUGAUGAUCUGGACCACUUUUACUAUGGGCUUUGUAUACCUAUUGCUGAAACUUGCAGGUGUUUUAAAGCCAGAAAUUGGACAAGAGAAACAUAAAUCCCAUACACUGCUUAGUCUGGAUUAGGCACAGUCUGCAAUUAUGAAAGAUUUGAAGGCAGAUAUUGAAACGCUUCAGGAAGAGAACUGCUCCAGCCAACAGCAAGACUUAGAGAGAUCAGGAGCUGAAAUAAAGACACAGGUCAUUGAACUGAAAGGAAGAAUAU